CCGUCCACUGGCUGAAGUGUGCGAUAUAGGCCUAGCAGUCGGUCGAUGGUUGUUGUCUGUUAUCGCCGCUGUCAAGUGAUAUUAGGAAAUAAAAUUCGCAAAUUUUGCUGAAGCAACGGAUAGAUGUUUCUUUUAUCAUCUAUUACAUAUUGCGUUCAGUUAGCCUUAUGAUACCGGUAGUUUAAUACCGAAAUUUUCUACUCAUCCGCAAAACUGCGAAUUACAACUUUUUGUGUUAUUAUCAAUAGAUUGAAAAUAGAAAAUUUAAUAAACAUGGCUAAUAAUGAUGCAUCGAACGAUAAACCAAGCGUGAUUGUGUUGGGAGGGUGCGGAUUCAUAGGACGUAAUUUGGUUGAGUAUUUAAUUGAAAAUGAACUUGUUUCAUAUCUGAGAGUGGUCGAUAAAGUUCCACCUCAAAUGGCAUGGCUUAAUAAGAAACAUCAAACUAUAUUUGAUCAUCCUCUCAUUGAAUUUUGUAGUGCUAAUUUAAUUAAUCCAGUUUCUUGUCAAAAUGCAUUUACUGCUGAUCAUCCCAUCAACUAUGUUAUUAAUUGUGCUGGUGAAACUAAAACUGGACAAACUGAUCCAGUUUAUAGAGAAGGAAUUUACAAAUUAAGCAUUAACUGUGCUCAGCAAGCAGCAACGAUUGGUGCAGAACAUUACAUAGAACUGUCAGCUGGAAAUUUUACAAAGUAUAAAUUGCAAGUUGAAAAUGAAUUGAAGAACAUUCCUGGUUUGAAAUAUACCAUUCUUAGGCCUGCUAUUGUUUAUGGUCCUGGUGAUAAGACUGGUUUAGCACCACGGUUAGUGAUUGGAGCAGUUUAUAAGCAUUUAGGAGAAAUGAUGAAAUUGUUAUGGGGUCCUGAUUUGAAAAUGAAUACUGUACAUGUUAGAGAUUUGGCUAGAGCUAUAUGGCAUGUUGCUACAAGGAAAGAAACUAUAGGAGAAACAUACAAUGUUGUGGAUGAAGGAAACUCUACUCAGGGCACAAUAAGUUCUAUAAUAUCUGAACUUUUUAAUAUAAAUCAUGAUUACAUGGGUGUAACUUUAUCUUUUUUAGCAAAGCAGAUGGAUAUGACUACAAUUGCUGAAGAGAUUAAUGAUAAACAUAUGGGACCCUGGGCAGAAGCUUGUAAUAUUGAUGGAAUUCAAAAUAGUCCUCUUACACCGUACAUCGAUCAAGAAAUACUUUAUAAUCGUUCUGUUGGUUCAAGUUUGCAGCCAGCAAAAUUGUUACAGGAUAUUCAUUUUCAAUACAACUAUCCUAAAUUAACAAAAGAAGCUUUAAAAGAGGUAUUGGAUGAUUAUGUUGAUAUGAAAAUAUUUCCUCACUCAUUAGUUUUAUAAGACCAAACUACAAGUUCUGAUACUUUUUAUCAAAACAUAGUCAACAGUGCUGAAACUAAGUACUACACCUUGUGCCUGACGCACUUGCAUACGCGUCGCAACGAUUUUACCUUAAUUAUUGAUUAGAUAUUACAGGCCUAUCAGUACAUGUGAUAAUGAAAUACAGAAAUGUAUGUACUUAAAAUAUUUCCAGGAUGCUAGUCAUAGCUCCAAUGAAUUGAGAGCGGUAAUUGAAAUGAAGUUUCAAUAUUUAUCGGCAUUUUUAGCAAUAAAAGUUUUUGAACUUUGUAAGUUUUAAAAGUGGAAAACAGUAGGCCUCUUUGAAUGAAAUAAUUCCAAUUAAUUAUGAACUUUAAGCAUUUGUUAAGUUACUGAAUUGUUAGUGAAAGUUAUCCCAAAAGAUCGACAUAAUUUUAGAAAGGUUUAAAAAAAUAUUUACAUAAGUUUUUCUCUAAACCGACAUUAUUGAUUUGUUGCUAUUACCCAUUGGCCACAAGAUUUUUGGGAAGCUAAAAAACUAAAGAUUUUAGAAUAUUUUUAUUCUUCACAAGAUUUCAUUUUCUAAAAUAAUUUUUGGUAUAUUACAAAAUGCAAUAAGUGAUUGUAUAUGUUGAGUUUUUUGUUAUUAUUUUAUGAUUGAAAU
Trichogramma pretiosum is the source of this 1990-nucleotide messenger RNA. RefSeq lists its product as uncharacterized. The record is from RefSeq and is a predicted model, not a curated record. The transcript is spliced from 6 exons. NCBI's taxonomy places the organism in Eukaryota, Metazoa, Arthropoda, Insecta, Hymenoptera, Trichogrammatidae. Bases 274 to 1347 code for a protein of 357 amino acids.